Messenger RNA from Wallemia mellicola CBS 633.66, 513 nucleotides. RefSeq names its product GatB/YqeY domain-containing protein. Gene Ontology annotation, molecular function: carbon-nitrogen ligase activity, with glutamine as amido-N-donor. The record is from RefSeq and is a predicted model, not a curated record. Lineage: Eukaryota; Fungi; Basidiomycota; Wallemiomycetes; Wallemiales; Wallemiaceae. The coding region runs from base 1 to 513 and encodes 170 amino acids. The transcript has 5 exons.
AUGAUGUUACGCACUAUUAUCGCAAGCCGCGGCAUUUGCACAAGUGCUAGAUUGAACAAUAGCAUCAAGGAAUGCCUGAGAGAUGGACUCAAACAGUCUAUGAAAUCUAAAGAUUCUAACACAUCUACGGUUAUCAGAUCCCUACUCAGUGAAAUCGCCUACUCAGAGAAGGAAACGCCAGACUUGGAUGAAAACAAGACGAUAAAACUCGUCCAAAAGGCUAUCAUUAGACGCAAAGAGUCAGCAGAGCAAUAUCUCCAAGCAAAGCGUCAGGAUUUAGCAGACAAAGAGAACUUUGAUAUCUCAGUCUUAGAGAAGUACAUUCCCAAACCAUUUACCCAAGAGGAGAUGGUUGAAUUGAUAAACAACAUUCUCAAUGACGCUAAACUCAACGUAUCAGAAUUAGAUGGUAGAGCAAUGGGUCAGGUGAUCAAAGAUUUCACUGCUAAAGCAGCUGGACGCGCUUCUGGUGGUGAUGCAUCUAAACUUAUCAAACAAAUGCAAAAAAAAUAA